AUGGGUGUUAUAAAAAGAGUAUCUACCUGGUCCCAAGAUGGGAAGCUAGACUAUCUCUCGGUCAAUCCUACGAGAGAUGAAGUGGCCCAUUAUAAAGUCGAUCCAGAAGACGAAACUGACCAGUCCAUAUCGAGACUCAAUGUAGUGAAGGACUUUGACAAGAUUACAUGCCUGAGCAACUCAGAUACUGAACUGGGGCUCUUAGGUGUCGGGGAGAAGAGUGGAAUGGUUCGAAUUAUGAAUAUGAUUUACGAUUUCACGGGACAGGGCACUUCACAGCUUCGAGUGAGAGCUAAACAACAGAGAGCUGUGAACACUUUAGGAAUGAGUAACGGUGGUUUGAUAGCUAUGGGACUAGACCGAAAUCGUAGCGACGCUUCAUUACAGGUGUGGGAUGUUAAUUACCAAAGCACCGACUCGGACGUUGUCAACCCAUCAUUCUCCUACUGUAUGAACGAAACCGUGGUAUCACUCAAAUUCUUAGACGACACCACGCUCAUAGCGGGUACGAAUAAGCUUUUGAAGGAAAUUGAUCUAAGGUCUCCGAAUCCGGCUUACCAGCAUCCAACGCGAUUAUCUUACGAUAUCAAGCUCAACCCAUUUAACAUGUGGCAAUUUACGACCUACGGUGACGAUGGAACUCUCUCGAUCUGGGACAGGCGUAAACUUGGCUUGAGUUUGUCGUCCAACGAAUCUAUAGAGACUCAGCCACUCCUCAAAUUUGAAAAACUGAUGGGCGCCGGGGUUGCCUCGAGGAAAUAUAGCAACUCGUGUUUUCGAUGGUCGGCAGUCCGUGGUAACGAGUUUACUACUUUGCACGGCGGACAAAUCAUCAGAAGAUGGCGGCUGGGUAGCUUUCCCACUCAAAUAAAUGGUAACGAUUCCAAUGGAAACGCGGAAAAUCCUACCCAAAGUGAUUCCCUGUUCAUAUCUACUGUCCAUGACAUAAACACAACAUACGAUAGAGUUGUGACGUUUGACUACAUCCCUCGAGAAGACGGAUGUGCGAACUUCAUAUGCAUGAGACAGUCAGGAACCCUGUUUAGAAUGGCCUUGAGAGAAAGUUUAUCAAAGACCGCUUUCAACUGCGAUAAUAACCUACUCAUCGCAAAUAAUGAACGAACUAAUGUAGAAGAACUGAGAGUUGCGAACAUGGAUGAGACAGUAAGAACUAACGACAAAGAAGCGGCACAGAAGAAUCUAUCUUUCGAAGACCUAGAUUUGAGCGACGAAGAUGAUUCUUUGAUAGGGGGAGUGAAAAACGACACCGAUGCAAAUGGCAUAGAUUCUUCAGGUACUAGUUCCAGAAGUAGCGACGACCAAAAAGAGACCAAACAUCUCGUGGCAUCCGAUGGGGGGCUUGGCUUUCUUUUGAGGCCAGAAGUAUUACUUCAAAAUGACAUUAGCAUGAUAAUGAAAAGACGCGCGUUGCUAAACUAUGGGCUGGACCCUCUGAAGACGGUGGAGCUCAUUGACGCAUCCAAGUCCCUACAGAAUAAUGCUUAUAUCAGAAACACGUGGAGAUGGUUGUCGAUCGUGAAGGCGUCGGUUGAUGACGGAACUAUGGUUUCGGGCGAACUUGAUCUAGGCUAUGAAGGAAUUCUCGGCAUUUGGAAUGGUGUGGAAGGUCUUUCGCGGCAAGGUACAAUCUUAACGGAGAAGCAGCUGAGUAAAGAACUGGAAAAGAUUAUUCGAAUGAAAGGAAAAUAUAGAUCAAAAAUGGGCGAAUCCAAGGGCACAACAUCAUUCAUCAAUUCUUCCAAGCCUAUUCAGCGAAAACUAUGCAUGAUUGUUUCAGGCUGGGAUUUGCAUCCUUCUGAUUAUGAAGAGAAAUAUAAGGGUAUGAUCAAAGCCAAUCAUUAUGAAAAAGCUGCAGGUUGGGCAGUCUUUUUCGGUGAUGUUACGAAGGCUAUCGAGAUUCUGAGUUCUGCAAAGAAAGAGAGGCUGCGCUUGAUCGCUACUGCAAUUGCAGGCUACCUCGCCUAUAAGGACCAAUCCGGAAAUAAUGCCUGGAGGCAGCAAUGCAGGAACAUGUCGUCGGAGUUGGACGAUCCUUAUCUCCGAGUUAUCUUUGGGUUUAUUGCGGACAAUGAUUGGUGGGACAUUUUAUCCGAAUCUGCCAUUUCGCUAAGAGAAAGGCUGGGAGUCGCAUUACGAUUUUUGAAUGAUAAGGACCUCACUCGGUUUUUGCAGAGAACGGCCGAGUCCGUAAUUUCCAAUGGAGAACUAGAAGGCCUGAUCUUGACUGGUAUAACACCUAGUGGUGUGAAGCUGUUGCAGUCGUAUGUCAACAAGACUAGUGAUGUCCAGACUGCAGCACUCUUGUCCAUAUACGGGUGCCCACGGUACUUCAAGAGCCCCCAUGUUGACGAGUGGGUGCACACAUAUCGUAUGAUGCUCAAUUCGUGGGAGCUUUUCCCAGUCAGAGCUAAGUUUGAUGUUUUGCGUGGCAAGUUAUCGCGAACCGCUCGCUCUCCGUUAAAGGGCAGUUGUCGACCUCGUCAGCUUUACAUUCAGUGUCCCAAAUGCAGCAAAAAUAUCAACAAUCCAGUGGAUCUUUCUACAACUUCUCUAGGCUCAAGCACAAGCUCCGGUGCAAUGAAAAGCUUCGGUAGUGGAGGCGGCCCAAAAAAGUUUGGUCUCAACAAUGCUUCACCGUCAAAUGCUGCAUUUCAAAAACAUUCAUGUCCGCAUUGUGGAACACCCUUUCCACGAUGCGCUAUUUGCUUGUUGCCGCUGGGUACGGCCAAUUUGCCCAUUGUUAUCAGCGGCCGAGACAGAGGUCAGACUGAGCAGGACGAAAAUUCACAAAGCCUACACGAUGCUCGUCGACUAAAGCUUAAUGAAUGGUUUAGCUUUUGCCUGGCGUGUAAUCAUGGUAUGCACGCGGGUCAUGCCGAAGAAUGGUUCGAAAAACACUUCACAUGUCCAGUUCCAGGUUGUACUUGCCAUUGUAGCCAAUUUUAA
Lachancea meyersii CBS 8951 is the source of this 2967-nucleotide messenger RNA. NCBI's taxonomy places the organism in Eukaryota, Fungi, Ascomycota, Saccharomycetes, Saccharomycetales, Saccharomycetaceae. The record is from the annotation of a GenBank genome assembly.